UGAAAAUACUAAUUUCUCAUGUGGAAAAACAAAUUAGCUGAGAAAGGAAAUCGGCAUUAUGGAGAGAUCGACUUUUCUUAAUUCUAAGUAUUUGCAGAGUAGGACAAAUAAAAAAAACAAUUGGAUCCAAGUUCGAGUGUUUAUUCUAUCAAUAUUAAAGGGAACAACAAAAAUAUAUUACCAACUAUUAAAUCAAAAUCUCCUGAAAUUAUAAAAAUUCAUGAAUAUAAUACAGGAUAAUUCAAUAUAAAAUCAAAAUCUCCUAAAGUAAAAGCAGUGAAUGUCAAUUCAAAAAAUUUAAGUAAGUAAUUUGAAAGUUUUAUGAAAUCAAAAAGAGGGUAGAAAUAAUAAUAAUAAUUAUGA
Paramecium sonneborni is the source of this 363-nucleotide messenger RNA. The record is from the annotation of a GenBank genome assembly. Lineage: Eukaryota; Ciliophora; Oligohymenophorea; Peniculida; Parameciidae.